Molecule: messenger RNA, 980 nt
Organism: Verruconis gallopava
Lineage: Eukaryota; Fungi; Ascomycota; Dothideomycetes; Venturiales; Sympoventuriaceae
Exons: 2
Coding region: 505-747 (80 amino acids)
Source: RefSeq, a predicted model, not a curated record
CGAACCGCGCAGGGCAAUGGUCCAGCUCACGAAGCGGUAGAAAUACUCGGCGGUGGAUUCUUCCCUCUUGCUCCAGGAUAUAUCCUUAUUUCUCACCUCCUUUUUUUGAGAUUCUUUUCGAUUCUCUUCUCAAACGCACUCGGCCCACCCCGUUUGUCGUCGUCCAGCCACGACUUCCCCGAAGUCCUCCUCUGCAGACGUGUUGCUUUCCCGUGCGGAAUUUUGACGGGCGCAAACGCGAGCGCAAUGGCGGAGAUAGAGAUCAUCGCAAUCAUGAAGCCAAAGCCCGGCAAGGCCGGCAGGGUGCGUGGGAAUCCCUUUGAAGUGCGGAGGCGUUGCGGCGACGCCCGGUUGCCAUCACGAACCGCGGAUGGAAUCCAGAUCUCCUGGGAAUUUCCGGUUUCCCGCCCUCACGUGCUCACGGGUUACCCGCUUCUGUUCGUCGAGUCCCCGGUUUCUUAGCUGACAUCGCGUGAGCGUCAGGUCCAAGAGCUGCUCGCCGACAUGUCAAAGCACGUCCAAGCAAACGAGCCGGGAACGCUGAAGUACCACCUGCAAGUCGAGACCAAGGGCGACGCUCCCUCCAUUUUCGUGCUGGAGAGGUAUAAGGACAAAGCGUCCCUUGGCGCUCACGGAAGCAGUCCGGAGUUCAAGGCGUUCCAGAAGACGCUUGCGAAGGAGGGUCUCCUCGCUGAGUUCAAAGUGUAUUAUACGAAGGGCUUUGGCGGGUUCGCCAGUCGAUUGUAAGCACAAAACUAGACAGCUGCCGCCGUUUCGCGUAGACAAGCGAAGCAAGACGGUGCACGUGGGAAGAAGAACGAUGAAAAAAGCAUAGCAUUUCUUUUCUUUUCAAGCCUCCACACUCGCGUCGUUACCGUACCUCCGUCCCAAUCUUUCUGCUGCGCAAACAAGAGAGACACAAAUGUUCAACCUGCAAAAGGGAGUAUACCUCUUUUAGAAAAGCCACUUCGAGAAAUGAA